Passer montanus (Eurasian tree sparrow) is the source of this 2728-nucleotide messenger RNA. Its product is annotated as protein spire homolog 1-like. The transcript is spliced from 14 exons. Gene Ontology annotation, cellular component: cell cortex; cytoplasmic vesicle membrane. Gene Ontology annotation, biological process: cleavage furrow formation; polar body extrusion after meiotic divisions; establishment of meiotic spindle localization. Gene Ontology annotation, molecular function: actin binding. Lineage: Eukaryota; Metazoa; Chordata; Aves; Passeriformes; Passeridae. The record is from RefSeq and is a predicted model, not a curated record. Bases 826 to 2520 code for a protein of 564 amino acids.
CAUUAUGAAGAAUUUAUUCAUUUGUUCAGAAAGGGUGAUCAGACAUUGGAACAGACUGCCCAGAGAGGUAAUGGAGUCACGUCCUUGGGGUGUUUAAGGAAAGAGCGGAUGUGGCCCUCCGUGCCACGGUGCAGCUGACACCGGUGUUCCGUCUCAGGCUGGGGACUCAAUGAUCUCAGAGAUCUUUUCCCACGCAAUUGAUCCUGUGAUUCUGGGAUAUCCAUGCUCUGGGCAAGGAAGGGCCUUGCUGCCCAUGCCCCAGGUACCUUCCUGGUCAUCCCGAUGCUCCAUGGUCACAGCUCCUACUGUUGCAAUUUGCUAUGGGAGGGGGGCCACUGCAGGUGCCCCAUGGAGUUGACUGCUGUAAUUCAUAAGUGCUGUUGAAAUAGUUUCCUAUGAAAAUUAGUUUUGUAGUGUUCUGAGUUUUCCUCCCUCAAGUACAAGACAUUUCCUGCCUCUUUCCCUCCCUGCCUGAAGUUGAAUAUACUCUUCUUCUGCUUGCAAACAUUGCUGCAAUUAAUAUAUUUGUGAGAAACAAGGGAGAUAAAUUGAGCACAAUUUUUGUACACUCUUACUUUCUCUUGAUUCCAUUUUGUUAUACACUUACUCCGUUUUAAGAAAUCUCAUACAAGUACAGAAAAAGUCAUGUGCCUUUAAAAAGACAGAGCAAAAAGUUGGCACUAAUGGUUGCACCUGUAGGGAAGAGAGAUAAGAGCAAAUCAAGAGCUAGAACCGAUAAAAAGCUGCUGUGAAGACUUGUCCAGCCUGGGAAAGGAAGUUCUAAGCUCCCUAGGCUAAAAGUGGAGGUUAGAAGUGAAAGGAAAAAUGGAGCCUUCAGGGUGUGAGCAGAAGAUUGCAAAGGUCUCUCUAGCUGAGCUUCUGAGGUGUUUUGAGCAUCCUUUAAGUGAGGAGCAAGCCUGGGCUAUCUGCUUUCAGUGUUGCAGAAAAAUAGAGCAGUUGGCCCACAGCCCACCACUCUGUUCUGUGUUCAUAAAGGAUUCUGAGAGCAUCUUUAUCCAUGCUGAUGGUACUGCUUCCUUCAACCUCUACAAGUCUGAUGUCGGCAGCAUUCAGCAGUCAGAGGACAAGCUGUUGGAGUACUUGGGAGGGGUGAUCUAUGAAGGCCUAGACUGGGGAAUCAACAGCCAAGUGGAGCGAGAACUGAGUGAUCCUUUGGAGAAACUGCUGCGGCUCAUGUUGAAACUGGAUGACAAGGCAACAAAACCACCAGUCACCAUGCAGGAUGUUAUCAAGGCCUGUGAGGAGCACUUGUCCAGGCCUUCUGAGGCUACCAGCCAUUAUGAAAUGACCUGUAAGAAUCUGUUUGCUGAAUAUAUGGAACUACAGAAGCUUAUGACCAUCAUCCAGACCUCCAAAGAAAGACUGAGAAAAAUGGAUGUGGAAGAUUGCGUAGAAAAUCCCAUUAAAAAGAAGAAAAUCCAUGGUCCAGCAUCAGCCCUUGCUGUGUGGCCCAGUGUCAUAUGUGAGCUGCAGGCUGGUGUGAGGCUGCACAAGGCUGCCGAGCGACCAUGGCGUGUGUCUUCAAAGGAACGUAUUCGCUCUCCCUAUGAGCUGCUUUUGGAUGACGUUCAGCACAAGAGGUACACCCUGCGUAAGGUGACCAUCAAGCAAAAGCACAGGGCCCUCAGAGCUGAUGUAGCUACUCUCAAGCCUCAUCUAGAGCCGGAAAACACUCCCAAGCUGCCUGCCAGCACCUGCCUUUCCUCCACCAGGCCAUCAGGAGUGUCCUGCAUCAGCACAGGUCUUGCUGCAAAUUGCACAUUUCCUCCCAUGAGUGCACCCACACCAGGAGACAUUAAGCCUAAGUGUUUCUUGAGCACUGGCCAACAGCAGCUACCUCCUUACAGAGGAAGGUCCAAAUCUUUAGAGAGAGGCCUUCAAAGCAAGGAGCUUGACUGUCCCUUUCCUAUCAAGUGCCCAUCACCAACCAUUGCUGAGCUGAUUGGAACCAGAUAUGCAAUGAUGGUGCUCAAAGGGCAAGGCCUAUUCCAAGGAGGUAGUGAUGGCGACUUUCCAAGAGCAAAGAUCUGUUUCAGCUGCCAUAAGCAGAUGUUUCUUAAGUGGCCUUACAGAUGUUACCUCUGCAGCAGGGUUGUCUGCUGUGACUGCUGCAUUAAGGCAAGUCUAGUCUUUACAACAGCAUAUGGGAUUUUUACAUUUUCCGCUUUCCCUCCUCCUCACCUGAUGUCCAUGCCCUUCAGAACAUGUGUACAUCUCCCACUUCAAUUCCUAAAAUUUUUGAGACUGUCUGGAGGGGAGGAUCCAGCUACUCAGGAACAGAAGAGCUGCAAGUUGCUACGUGAAAUGGAGCAGCAGCAGUAUUUUGGUGUACCCAUUGUUUUGGAGCCCCGUGGCCUAGCACAGCCCCUGUGCUGUUACACAGGGACCAUGGCAAACUGGCUGACUGCAGACAUUUGUACAUGGUGUGAGCAAUACCUCUUGAACGUGACUUCCAGUCAACAGCACAGCAUCCCUCUCAGGAGAUUUUCCUGGGCUUGAACCAAACUGGAAUGAUUCUACCAUUCAUUUAUCCUGUCACUUCUUAUGUACCUGAAAUAAAUUAAACUGAUUUAUGUACGUACUGACAUAAAGGCCUGAAUGAAAGACCUCCCUGCUGGUUUGUCUAAGCAGGAAGCACAGUUAGCAUUUCUGUAUUGUGAAGUAUUCUAAAGCUUUGUGGGUUUUGGAAAUGUAAUUCUUUCUGUGU